CUGUCUCUGGAGUGGUUGCGGGAUGCUCCCGAUGAGGUAGCCCGCAAUUACCUGAUGAACAUCAACGGGCUGGGCCGCAAGAGCGUGGGCUGCAUCAUGCUGCUGUGCCUGGGCAAGAAGGAGUUUCCCGUGGACACAAACGUGGGACGCAUCUGCGCACGGUGGGUG
Chlorella variabilis is the source of this 168-nucleotide messenger RNA. RefSeq lists its product as hypothetical. The record is from RefSeq and is a predicted model, not a curated record. The transcript is spliced from 2 exons. The annotation marks the transcript as partial. NCBI's taxonomy places the organism in Eukaryota, Viridiplantae, Chlorophyta, Trebouxiophyceae, Chlorellales, Chlorellaceae. Gene Ontology annotation, biological process: DNA repair. Gene Ontology annotation, molecular function: DNA N-glycosylase activity; DNA demethylase activity.